Messenger RNA from Zymoseptoria tritici IPO323, 1320 nucleotides. It is a transcript of the gene CYP-33, whose product is annotated as putative P450 monooxygenase. The transcript is spliced from 4 exons. The record is from RefSeq and is a predicted model, not a curated record. The coding region runs from base 1 to 1320 and encodes 439 amino acids. NCBI's taxonomy places the organism in Eukaryota, Fungi, Ascomycota, Dothideomycetes, Mycosphaerellales, Mycosphaerellaceae. Gene Ontology annotation, molecular function: iron ion binding; monooxygenase activity; heme binding.
AUGCUGUUGGGCUUUCAGUCGGCGGUCAUCGAUCGGCCGAAGCUGUACACUUUCCAUGGAGUCAUAUCAUCCACGCAAGGCUUCACCAUUGGGUCGUCACCUUGGGAUGAGAGUUGCAAGAACAAGCGAAAAGCGGCCGGUCAAACGCUGGGUCGGCCGGCGAUGAAGACAUACCGACCUAUGUUCGACUUGGAGACUUACUGCAUUAUUCGUGAUGUUGUGCGAGACAACAAGGGCGGCGAUGAGUAUCUCGAGAUCCGACCCUACCUCCAACGAUACGCCCUCAACACAACGCUGACGCUGUGCUAUGGCAUCCGCAUGGACAGUGUCUGGGACGACAUGCUUAGAGAAGUGCUGGAGGUCGGGAGUGCUAUAAGUCUGCUGAGGAGUGCGAGCGAGAAUUAUCAGGAUUAUAUCCCGAUUCUGCGGUAUCUUCCAAAUAACGAGAAGAAUCGGAGGAGCAAAAGUCUCAGAGAUCGCCGUGACAGGUAUCUGAACGCGUUGCUGGAAAAGGUCAAGGAGAUGAUCGAAAUGGGGGCCGAUAAGCCGUGUGUUUCAGCGGCGAUAUUGAAGGACGAGGAUACCAAGCUCAGUGGAGUGGAAGUGUCUUCAAUUUGUUUAUCGUUGGUAUCGGGUGGCUUCGAGACGAUUCCUGGGACGCUAACGAGUUGUAUUGGGUCCUUGUCGACGCCGGAAGGACAGCUAUUCCAGGACCGCGCGUAUGAGGAUAUCAAAAGGCGGUAUCCCAGCAUUGAAGAUGCUUGGACCACAGCGCUAGAUGCCGAGGAGGUGCCCUAUGUCAAUGCCAUCGUCAAAGAAGCGGGCCGAUACUACACUGUUUCGUCCAUGAGUCUCCCUCGCAAGGCCGCAGCAGAUAUCGACUGGGACGGAGCGAUCAUUCCAAAGGGAACAAUGAUUCUUAUCAACGCACAGGCCGCAAACCACUCGGAAGAGCAUUUUGGACCGGACGCGAAGACAUUCAACCCGGAGCGGUGGCUUUCGAGCUUGGAGCCUCCCCAAGAGGCUCCCUCGACUGGUCUACAACACCACUCCUUUGGAGCUGGGUCUCGUGCUUGCUCGGGACAGUACAUUGCCAGCCGAAUGCUUUACACUGCUCUCAUACGCUUGAUCAGCAGCUUCAAGAUUGUGGCCAGCGAAGAAGAACCGCCGAAUGUGGACUACAUCGAGUACAAUCAGUUCAAGUCGGCUUUAGUCGCCGUCCCGCGGGACUUCAAGGUCCAGAUGGUUCCAAGAGAUCCAGGGGCGUUGGAAAAAUGUCUGGCGCUUGCUGAGCAGCGGACGGAGGAUGCGUAUGCUUGA